AUGAACAGCUCUUUGAAUUUGAGUGCAACAAAGUUAGAUCUACUGACGUUGGAGGAAAUCAGAGACCCUACUUUGAUCAGUAGAUACCCUCCACUUUUCCAAAGAAAACAAUUAUAUGUCGAUGUCGAUACCAGUUCUGCAACGACAAAUUACCUGUUUCUUCACAGUCAAAGAUCACAGAAAAGUCGACACUUUUUACAGGAAACUACUGUAAAGCCCAAUGGUUAUGUUAAGCCCAAUAGUUAUGUUAAGCCCAAUAGUUAUGAUGCAAAGCCCAAUAAUCAUGAUGUAAAGCUCAAUGAUCAUAAUGUAAAUCUUGAUGAUCAUGAUAAUUUGGAAGCAAGGGUUUUCACUUCAAUAACACCGUCCUCGUCAUCGGACGGUGGAGAAAGCUCACAUCAUCAACAACAACAUCAUUGCCAAAGCAAACUUGGUCGGUUUUUCAAAAGUUUAUCAAGAACAUCAAGAAAAGAAACAAAACAGGACUUGCUAAAACAAUCAAUUAGUGGACCCAUUCCUCAACAGAAGCAUUACCAUCACGAUUACAAACAUAGCGUGCCAUCCAACAAUGAUUCAAUGUAUUUAAACUCGCUAUAUCCAACAAAAUCGAAUCCAAAAUCGAAAAUCAGUAAACCAUUCAAAAUCAAGCGAGACAUUACAUCUUUCUCCUCAUCGUCCAAUGAGUCUCGGUUUGACAUCACCUCGACCCCGAUUUCCUUGAAUUCAAGCUCAUACAAAGGAAAACCGGUUUCUUCUGCUCAACACCAUCGAUUCCCGCCAUCUUUGGUAUCUCCACAAUCGGCAAUAAACAGCAUUAUCAUCCCUCCUGUGGGAACUACGCAAACUAUUGGGAACCCUGAGCUUUUCUCAAGUGCAAUUGUACACCCAAACAUGAGACGUCAUCAACGUGACAAUUUUGGAUAUGGUUCAGGAGGUAGGCCCAAUGUGUCAUUUGCGAAAUACGAUAUGAUGAACUUUGACAACAAUGCAUUGUCCCCGACUGAUGGUAACGAUAACAUUAAUGUAUUCAAGUCGGCCCUAGAUAACCAAGAUGAUGAUACUGAUGAGAUGUUUGUGCCCACAUCUUCUUUCUUUAUACCCACAACCUCGGAUUCCUUUGACAGUUAUUAUAGUCUCGACCAAUUAGAAGAAGAAGAAGAAGAAACACCUAGAUCAAGCAACUCAAAAAAGCUCAAGGUUUCAUCUAGUUUUCCCAGUUGUUAUCUUGUUACUUCGAAGGUGUUUGUGAGGUCGCGAAAUGGCGGUGCUUUGAAGAUUGUUCGUGAGCAUUACUUGAGAAACGAUAUUCCUUGUUACUCACUUGCUUGUGAACAUUGCCAAAAUAUUAUCAAACCCAACGCAAAAGGUGACUUACCUAAAUUCAUUUUAUCGGCUAACCCAGCCAAAACGAUUAAGGGCGAGCCGCAUUAUGUGGUGUUGGAUACAAAUAUCAUUUUACAUGCUAUGGACUUGCUAGAAAAUACGCAAUGCUUUUUUGACGUGAUUGUACCACAGACGGUAUUAGAGGAAGUGAAAAAUAGAUCUUUCCCACUUUACCAAAGAUUAAGAAAUUUAGUCAAGCUGGAAGAUAAAAGAUUUGUCGUUUUCCACAAUGAGUAUAAUGAAACGACAUACGUGACGAGGAACAAGAAUGAGACAAUUAAUGACCGAAAUGAUAGGGCGAUUAGAAAAGUUGCAUCUUGGUAUAAGGAGCAUUUGCCAAAUAUUGAAGUGGUAUUUGUUUGCAGUGAUGUGGACAAUAGAAACAAGGCAAAAGCAGAAAAUUUGAAUGCCAAGUCAUUGGCGGAGUAUUUCGAUAUCUUACCCAAUGGAGACGAUUUAAAAGACUUGAUCCCCACAGAUUUGAGUUUUCAGCUGUUUGAAAAGGGACUUGACGAAACUUCGUUUCCUGAGUAUUAUUCUAAUGCGAGAAUAAUGGCUGGAAUCAAAAACGGGACAUUGUAUCAAGGUAUAUUGAAUAUUUCCCCAUACAACUAUUUGCAAGGUGAAGUUAAUGUACCUGCAUUCAAGAAACCAUUACUUAUUCAAGGAUCUAAGAACUUAAAUAGAGCAUUCAAUUCAGACUCUGUAAUAGUGGAGUUGCUUCCAAAAGAUAAGUGGAAAGAACCCUCCUCAACAAUCAUUGAAGAAACUGCUAUAGGGUCAAAUGAUAAUGCUGAUGACGACGACGGAGGCGAUGAGGAUAAUGCAAUGGGAGGAACUAACACCACAAUAAUAUCAGACAAAGAGCGAUUACUUUUAGCUCAAGAAGCAAUGAAAUCGUCUAGAGCAAAUGAUGAGAAGCGGCUCCAGCCAACAGCCAAAGUUGUUGGAAUAAUGAGGAGAUCAUGGAGGUAUUAUGUUGGGCAGAUUGCGCCUUCUUCGGUUAGUCAAGACGAUAGCGGUAAUAUAGCAAAGAGUUGUUUUGUUGUUUUAAUGGAUAAAACAUUGCCCAAAAUUAGAAUGCGAACGAGAAAAGCAAAGGAAUACUUGGGACAGAGGAUCGUUGUUGUAGUUGACUCUUGGCCCAGUACUUCGAAAUACCCAAAUGGACAUUUUGUACGAGCAUUGGGAGAGAUUGAAAGUGCCGAGGCAGAAACUGAGGCAUUACUAUUGGAACAUGACGUAGAAUAUCGUCCAUUUUCCAAAAGUGUGUUAGACUGUUUACCAAAGGAAGGGGACAACUGGGUUGUGCCAGAUAUGGAAAACAACAAUACCGAUGCACAUUUGGCCAAAAGAGUAGAUUUACGCGAUAAAUUGGUUUGUUCAAUUGAUCCACCCAAUUGUGUUGAUAUUGAUGACGCCUUGCAUGCACAGAAACUACCUAAUGGAAACUACGAAGUAGGUGUGCAUAUUGCCGAUGUCACAAAUUUUGUCAAACCAGGAACGGCGUUGGACCAAGAGGGAGCGUCGCGUGGAACCUCUACUUAUUUGGUAGACAAAAGAAUCGAUAUGUUGCCAAUGUUGCUAGGAACCAACCUUUGUUCUUUAAAGCCAUUUGUGGACAGAUUUGCAUUUAGCGUCAUUUGGGAAGUUGAUGAGAAUGCAAACAUUAUUAAUAUCAAAUUCAUGAAGUCGGUUAUCAAAUCAAGACAAGCUUUUUCUUAUGAACAAGCUCAAUUACGCAUAGAUGACCCAAAACAACAAGAUGACUUGACAAAUUCCAUGAGAAUUUUGUUGCGUUUGUCCAAAAAGUUGAAACAAAAAAGAUUGGAAGCGGGUGCAUUGAACUUGGCAUCUCCUGAGGUUAAAGUGCAUAUGGACAGUGAAACUUCAGACCCUCAAGAAGUUGAAAUCAAAAAGGCUUUGGAAACAAAUUCUCUUGUCGAAGAGUUUAUGUUGUUUGCAAAUAUAUCUGUUGCUAGAAAGAUUUAUGAUGCAUACCCUCAAACCGCGAUGUUGAGAAGACAUGCUGCUCCGCCUGCUACGAAUUUUGCAUUGUUGAACAAUAUGUUGAAUGUCAGAAAAAAUGGUAUGUCUAUUUCCUUGGAAUCCUCAAAGGCUUUAGCAGAUUCGUUAGACAGAUGCGUUGAUCCAGCUGACCCAUAUUUUAACACAUUAGUCCGAAUCAUGUCCACUAGAUGUAUGGUGGCUGCCGAGUACUUCCCCUCCGGCUCUUACGGAUACCCUGAAUUCAAGCACUAUGGUUUAGCUGUAGAUAUAUACACCCAUUUCACAUCACCAAUUAGAAGGUAUUGUGAUAUAGUUGUGCACAGGCAACUAGCUGGUGCCAUUGCUUAUGAAAAUUUGGAUUUGAGUCAUAGAGACAAAAGCAAGAUGGAAAUGAUUGUUAAGAAUAUAAAUAAACGUCAUAGGAAUGCCCAAUUUGCGGGAAGGGCAAGUAUAGAAUAUUAUGUCGGGCAAGUUAUGAGAAAUAACGAAACCGAACACGAGGGUUAUGUUAUCAGGAGUUUCAAUAACGGUAUUGUAGUAUUGGUUCCCAAAUUCGGGUAUGAAGCGCUAAUCAAACUAGAAAGUAUGGGUGAUGUCACUAGUGCUAAUUACGACGAGGACAAAUACGAGUUAUCUUUUACAGAUUUUCAGGGAAAGAAAAGAACCGUUGGUGUGUUUGAUAAAGUUAAGGUUGAUAUCAAGUCUAUCAAGGACGAAGUGAGCGGUAAAAGAAGAGCGCAAUUGGUUUUGAAAUAG
This is a messenger RNA of Lodderomyces oxycetoniae, 4149 nucleotides long. Its product is annotated as exosome catalytic subunit. The transcript is spliced from 2 exons. Gene Ontology annotation, biological process: rRNA catabolic process. The coding region runs from base 1 to 4149 and encodes 1382 amino acids. Gene Ontology annotation, cellular component: cytoplasmic exosome (RNase complex); nuclear exosome (RNase complex). Gene Ontology annotation, molecular function: 3'-5'-RNA exonuclease activity; RNA binding; endonuclease activity. The record is from RefSeq and is a predicted model, not a curated record. NCBI's taxonomy places the organism in Eukaryota, Fungi, Ascomycota, Pichiomycetes, Serinales, Debaryomycetaceae.